AUCCAUCAUACAUAUAUUACUCAUCAUCAAGAAUUCCUAUUUUCUCUCUGACAAAAAACACAGAGUAAGUAAGAAUGGUACAGACGAAGAAGUUCAGAGGUGUCAGGCAACGCCAUUGGGGUUCUUGGGUCGCUGAGAUUCGUCAUCCUCUCUUGAAACGGAGGAUUUGGCUGGGGACGUUUGAGACUGCGGAGGAGGCAGCAAGAGCCUACGACGAGGCGGCCGUUUUAAUGAGCGGUCGCAACGCCAAGACCAACUUUCCCCUCAACAACAACAACAAUACCGGAGACACAUCUGAGGGCAAAACAGACAUCUCGUCCUCCUCAUCAUCACUCUCUGCUAUCCUCAGCGCCAAACUGAGGAAAUGCUGCAAGUCUCCUUCUCCUUCACUCACCUGUCUCCGCCUUGAUACGGCCAGCUCCCACAUCGGCGUCUGGCAGAAACGCGCCGGUUCCAAGUCUGAUUCCAGCUGGGUCAUGACUGUGGAACUCGGUCCUGCGGGCUCCUCCCUGCAAGAGGCUACUAGUAAAGCUUCACAAGGCGAUGUUGCUCCGGCCACUGAGGUUGGCGGCGCUGCCGGAGAAGAAGGAUUAAUGGACGAGGAAGAGAAGGUUGCUUUGCAAAUGAUAGAGGAGCUUCUCAAUACAAACUAA
This is a messenger RNA of Eutrema salsugineum, 653 nucleotides long. Its product is annotated as ethylene-responsive transcription factor WIN1. The record is from RefSeq and is a predicted model, not a curated record. The coding region runs from base 75 to 653 and encodes 192 amino acids. NCBI's taxonomy places the organism in Eukaryota, Viridiplantae, Streptophyta, Magnoliopsida, Brassicales, Brassicaceae. Gene Ontology annotation, molecular function: DNA-binding transcription factor activity; DNA binding. Gene Ontology annotation, biological process: regulation of DNA-templated transcription. The transcript is spliced from 2 exons.